This is a messenger RNA of Anopheles darlingi, 1839 nucleotides long. RefSeq names its product multiple inositol polyphosphate phosphatase 1 (gene Mipp2). The record is from RefSeq and is a predicted model, not a curated record. Gene Ontology annotation, molecular function: acid phosphatase activity; inositol phosphate phosphatase activity. Lineage: Eukaryota; Metazoa; Arthropoda; Insecta; Diptera; Culicidae. Bases 289 to 1626 code for a protein of 445 amino acids. The transcript has 3 exons.
UUAUUUUAAUCUGGGUUGCGUACUGUACCAGGAAUAUUGAACGUACUUUACCAGGACGCCUGAAUUGGACUGUUUGAGGAGUGGCUUAUUACAAUUAAUUUAAGAUAACCUGGAUGGUAGAGCGAACAUCAGGGUUAACGCGGUGGCGGCGGGAGCAUAACAACAAAGGCUUCGAGCAGGGAACGACGCUAGAAGGAGGCAUCGGCUUGGAGUGGAGUUAGCAUGUAGCGGCACAAAAAUACAACCACGAAACCUGCUCCUAAAAACUCCUUUACGUUUUUGGUCAAAAUGUUAUUCCUUUCGGUGUCGCGCACCAUUUUGUUCUGUACCCUCUGCCUGUAUCCUAUCGUCCAUUCCGAUCGAUGGUGUGCCGAUAACACAUCCCGAGAUAUCGUGUACCGCAGGCUCGGUACCAAAACUCCCUACCGGCACAUACAGAACAAGGAUGUGCGCAAUAUUGCCACGGUUAAUGGUUGUACUUUAAGUAAAAUUUGGGGCCUGUUCCGCCACGGUACUCGAAACCCUUCCGAAAGCAUCAUCAACCACAUGCACGGUACGCUGGUCGGACUGCAAAGGGACAUAGUAGAGCAUGGCCGAAUGUGUCGCGACAAUAUUGCCCAGUUCGAAGCCUGGAAACCGCAGGUUACAGUGGCCGAUGCCAAGCUACUCGUUCGAGAGGGUGGUGCGGAGUUGUUUCGAUUAGGUGAACGGUUCCGUAAGCGGUUCGCGGGACAACUGCCGGACCGAUACGACGCCGAUCGUUUCUACUUUAAGUACACCCGUACCGAGCGUGCCGAAUACAGUGCCCGCAAUUUUACCCUUGGAUUGUUCGCACGGGAAGAACCGAUCGGCUACCCGGAACCACUGGCACGCGAUCCGGUACUACGGUUCUACAAAGGUUGUGACAAGUGGCGAAACGCGGUGAAGGAAAACCCGUACGCCUACCAAGAGGUUGAUCGGUUCGGUAGCUCAAGCGAAAUGCGCGCUGUGGUCGAAAAGCUAUCGAAGCGCAUUGGAACGUUUGUCAGCCCCGAGGAGAUCCACGCCAUGUACCAAGCGUGCGCAUUUGAAACCGCUUGGAACGAACGCGAAUUGUCCCCGUGGUGUCUACUAUUUGACAAGGAAACGCUCUCUGUGUUGGAGUACUCGCAAGAUCUGAAGUACUACUGGGUCGAUGGGUACGGCUACGAACUUACUUACCGGCAGGCCUGCGCGGCGUUUCGCGAUCUGUUCGAGCGGUUCGACAGUGCCACGGCACCGGCGUUUACGUUCUACUUUACUCACUCCGGGACGGUGCUCAAGUCGUUGGCCUUCCUGGGACUGUACCGCGACAAUGAGCCACUGGUGGCACAGCAUUAUCGAUACAAACGAAAGUGGCGUGUUAGCCAUAUCGAUGCAUUCGCGUCCAACUUGUACUUUGCCAUGUACCGCUGUCCCAACGGUACGCAAUCGGUAGGGCUGUAUCACCAGGAAAGACUAACGCCUAUCCCCGGCUGCCCAGAGGGCGCUAUGCUGUGCAGCUACGAGCAUUUUAAGAAACUCUAUGACGAUCGCAUCGAACAGUGUGAUUUCGACACCAUGUGUUCCGAGCCAUUCGUGCCUACUUCUCCGAAAGAUGAGCUGUAAUUGUUGCUUUUAGCGUACAUGUAUUUGCUUAUAUGUUAAUUUUUAUCCUAAUGAUUUCUCUUGAUUAUGCAUUGACAUUGACUUCUCUUUUAGCUUGUAAAUAGUUGAGCACACUGCUAGGCAACACACCCUGCACUACGAUUAAACCGCUUUCACCACGGGGCACACCAACGCGCACAUGGUGUGGUAGGCACGCAAAUAAAUCUUAAUCUA